Messenger RNA from Xylona heveae TC161, 918 nucleotides. RefSeq names its product Brix-domain-containing protein. The coding region runs from base 34 to 918 and encodes 294 amino acids. NCBI's taxonomy places the organism in Eukaryota, Fungi, Ascomycota, Xylonomycetes, Xylonales, Xylonaceae. Gene Ontology annotation, biological process: rRNA processing. The record is from RefSeq and is a predicted model, not a curated record. Gene Ontology annotation, molecular function: rRNA primary transcript binding; snoRNA binding. The transcript is spliced from 2 exons. Gene Ontology annotation, cellular component: small-subunit processome; Mpp10 complex; nucleolus.
AAACAUACAAACUUAUCACCUCCCAUCACCAUCAUGAUUCGCCGCCAAGCUCGCGAACGCCGCGACUACCUCUACCGGCGUGCUCUCACCCUUCGUGAUGCGGAGAUAGCGGAGAAGCGUGCAAAAUUAAAGGCCUCGCUGGCCAGCGGCAAGCCAUUGCCAGCGGAAAUUGCCAACGAUAAAGAGCUGCGAAAGGAUUUCCAAUAUGACGAAUCGCGUGCGGACCGAACCGCGGAGGAAGAGCUUGAGCUCGACGACGAAUAUGCGCAACUCAGCGGCGUUGUCGAUCCCAGAGUCUUGGUGACCACUUCAAGAGAUCCCUCUUCGCGACUGUCCUCUUUUGCCAAGGAGAUCCGUUUGCUUCUGCCGACCGCUAUCAGACUGAAUCGUGGCAACCUGAUUCUGCCGAAUCUGGUUCAGUCGGCAAACACCUCAGGUCUCUCGGACAUUAUCCUAUUACAUGAGCAUCGAGGCACGCCUACCGCUCUGACUGUUUCACAUUUUCCUCAUGGACCGACGGCAUCUUUUUCCCUGCAUAAUGUCGUAUUGCGACAUGACAUUCCCGGUGCGGCCAGAGGAACUGUCUCCGAGAGCUACCCUCAUCUCAUCUUUGAAGGAUUCACAAGUCGGCUAGGCCAGCGAGUAGUAAAAAUCCUCAAGCAUCUCUUCCCGCCGCGAGACGGCCCACGGGUCGGUAACCGGGUGGUUACGUUCAAGAAUAUCGAGGACAGCAUCGAAGUGCGACAUCACGUUUUUGUCAAGACUGGGUACCAAUCUGUCGAACUCGCCGAGGUGGGACCCCGCAUGACGAUGCGACUUUUCGAGAUCCGGGGCGGCACAUUGGAGAACAAGGACGGCGAUGUAGAGUGGCACAUGAACCAAUACACGAGGACGGCUAAGAAGAAGGACUACCUUUAA